Molecule: messenger RNA, 1251 nt
Organism: Aspergillus puulaauensis
Lineage: Eukaryota; Fungi; Ascomycota; Eurotiomycetes; Eurotiales; Aspergillaceae
Product: putative protein kinase
Exons: 5
Coding region: 1-1251 (416 amino acids)
Biological process (GO): spliceosomal complex assembly; regulation of mRNA processing; protein phosphorylation
Molecular function (GO): protein kinase activity; ATP binding
Source: RefSeq, a predicted model, not a curated record
AUGUACCGCAGAAAAAUCUUUCAGUCCAUCCCCUGGAAGCCCUGCCCCAUCCCGGCAAAAUUACUCCCAACGGCAGAUCUGGUUGAGGAAGAGCACACGCCCCAUUAUAAGCCGCAGCACUUUUACCCCGUACGUCUCUAUCAGAUCCUCAACAAGAGAUACCAAAUCGCCGCUAAAAUCGGUUAUGGGACGAGUUCGACUGUAUGGCUAGCGCGUGAUCUCCACCAGUGGCCAUGGCGCCCGCCCCGAUAUGUGGCCAUCAAAGUCAACGCAAAUAACUAUGCCUCUAAAGAAUCUGCAGAGAAAGAGCUGCGCAUUACUGAGCACAUCACAAAAACAAACCCACAGCAUGAGGGCCGCAAUUUUGUCGCUACCUUAUUAGAUUCAUUUCGCCUUUCUAGCUCGGGCCGCAGCCAUAUUUGCAUGGUGUUUGAUGCGCUUUGCGAACCGCUGUGGAUGCUGAAGCACCGAUUUGAGGGAGAUGUCAUCCCUCUUGAUGUCCUGAAACCGGUGUCGAAACUCAUACUAGAGGGACUGCGGUAUUUCCACACUGAAUGUCACGUUAUUCACACAGACCUCAAGUCCGAUAACAUCUUACUGGCGCUCCGCGACCCAUCUAUCCUAGAAACAGUUGCACUAGAUGAAAUGAACAAACCCUCUCCACGGAAACAACUCGACGGUCGGGACAUAUACCUAUCCCGAAAUCACUGGGAUCUGUCACCCGAUCAACUGGGUCGCUCCGUAAUAACGGACUUUGGGCUCGCCGUGCGUGGUGAUGGGCCCUUGAAUAGCCACUCGAUCCAGCCAGAGGGAUACCGUGCACCGGAAGUGUGGCUCGGGAGUGAAUGGAGCUAUAGUGCUGAUAUUUGGAAUCUGGGGGUUAUGCUUUGGGACUUGUUCUAUGGCCGUGGACCCUUUGAUAUACCAUCAAACUUACGCGGUUCAGAUGAAGCAGAUGAAGCCCAUCUAGGCCAGAUUAUUUCCCUCCUCGGACUCCCUCCACCUGAACUCCUCAGUCGUGGUAAAGAAACAUCUCGAUAUUUUGAUGCUCAAGGACAAUUCAAAUUCCCGGAACUGAUUGGAAAGAAGAAUCUGCUGUCUAUGGCGAAAGAUAUUGAUCAUGACGAGGACAUGCCUCAGUUUGUAGACUUUAUUUCUAGAAUGCUGCGCUGGAGACCUGAGGAUCGAAGUACAGCUGAGGAUCUGAUUUCGCAUCCGUGGCUUCUGCAGACUGAACUUGGAAAUGGAUAG